Messenger RNA from Plasmodium vinckei vinckei, 456 nucleotides. Its product is annotated as mitochondrial phosphate carrier protein, putative. Gene Ontology annotation, molecular function: phosphate transmembrane transporter activity. NCBI's taxonomy places the organism in Eukaryota, Apicomplexa, Aconoidasida, Haemosporida, Plasmodiidae. Gene Ontology annotation, biological process: mitochondrial phosphate ion transmembrane transport. The coding region runs from base 1 to 456 and encodes 151 amino acids. Gene Ontology annotation, cellular component: mitochondrial inner membrane. The record is from RefSeq and is a predicted model, not a curated record. The transcript has a single exon.
AUGUUAAAAAACAGAAGCGAAACAAAAUUUCCAUUUGGUAGUGUUUCACCUUUAUGGUGUCGUCAAAUCCCAUAUACUAUGGCUAAAUUUUAUUUUUUUGAAAAAAUUGUUCAAUCAAUGUAUGAUAAUGUAUUUACCCAACCAAAGGACACCUAUUCUAAGUCAACCCAAUUAGGUAUAACUUUCGCGUCAGGAUAUUUAUCUGGUAUUAUAUGUGCACUAGUUUCACAUCCUGCCGAUAAUAUGAUAUCCCAAUUAGGAAAGAUAGAAAACAAGGGGAAAAGUUUGUCUAUUAUAACAAAAGAGAUGGGAAUGUAUAAUUUAUUUACGAAAGGUAUAUGUACAAGGGUUUUAAUGAUAGGAACAUUAACAGGUUUACAGUGGUGGAUAUAUGAUACAUUUAAAUCAGUUAUGGGAUUAGGCACAUCCGGAUCAGGAUCUGGUGCUAAAAAAUGA